Messenger RNA from Coniosporium apollinis CBS 100218, 1560 nucleotides. RefSeq lists its product as uncharacterized. The record is from RefSeq and is a predicted model, not a curated record. The transcript is spliced from 3 exons. The coding region runs from base 1 to 1560 and encodes 519 amino acids. Lineage: Eukaryota; Fungi; Ascomycota; Dothideomycetes.
AUGGCCGACCAUACCGCGAUGCCCGCGACGUCAGAGAAGGCCCAGGUGCCGCCAGACGUCGUGUCUGCCGGAUCCUACGACUCACGUACACACUCCGGCGAGGAGGCAGGCUCAUUCGAGCGGCCGAAGACAUGGAUGUAUAGAUCUAUCAAAGUCGGCCCCUUCAAGCUUCCCUACUAUGCCUCGCCGCCAUUCCAGUUGCUUAUCGUGUCGCUCGUCUGCUUCCUCUGCCCGGGCAUGUUCAAUGCCUUGGGCGGUAUGGGCGGCGGCGGUCAGGUGGAUCCUCGAGCCGCAAACGAUGCCAACACCGCAGUCUACGCCACUUUCGCUGUUGUCGGUUUCUUCGCCGGCACCAUUACGAACACGCUAGGGAUCAAGUUUGCACUGUCGUUUGGCGGCAUUGGCUACUCGGUCUACGUUGCUGCAUUUCUGUGCUACAACCACACUCAAAACUAUGGAUUCACGGUCUUUGCUGGCGCGCUACUCGGUGUGUGCGCCGGUCUGCUAUGGACCGCUCAGGGAGCCAUCAUGAUGUCGUAUCCCUCGGAAGACUCGAAGGGACGCUACAUUUCCUGGUUCUGGAUGAUCUUCAACCUCGGAGCCGUCAUCGGUAGUCUGAUCCCACUCGGACAGAACAUCAACACAACCACCAACAGUGCUGUCAACGACGGAACUUACAUUGGCUUCCUUGUCCUCACGUUUCUUGGUGCGGUCUUGGCGUGGUGCCUUGUUGACGCGAAGAACGUCGUGCGCAAAGAUGGAUCGAAGAUCAUCCUUAUGAAGAACCCCACGUGGCAGACCGAGAUAAAAGGCCUUGGAGAGACGUUCAUUACCGACCCCUAUAUUCUCUUUCUGUUCCCGAUGUUCUUCGCCUCCAACUGGUUCUACACGUAUCAGUUCAACGGCGUCAACUUGGCUUUCUUCAACACCCGUACCAGAGCUUUGAACAACACACUCUACUACAUUAUGCAGAUUGUCGGUGCCUUUGUCUUUGGCUACGCCUUGGAUCAAGCGAAAGUCCGCCGAUCAACCCGCGCCAAGGGCGCGUGGGCGGCGUUGUUCGUUCUUACGAUGAUUGUGUGGGGCGGAGGCUACGCUUUCCAGACAGGCUACACCCGUGGACUGGUCAACGCCGGUAGCGCUACAAAGAAUGAUCCGAGUGACGAUUACGUCAAGAAGGAUUGGACCGAUUCGGGAUACAUUGGCCCAAUGUUCUUGUACAUGUUCUACGGAUUCUACGACGCCGCCUGGCAGACAACCGUUUACUGGUUCAUGGGCUCAUUAACGAACAACGGCCGUAAACUCGCCAACUUCGCCGGCUUCUACAAGGGCAUUCAAUCUGCGGGUGCCGCCAUCAUCUGGGCCGUCGAUAACAAAGGCGUUCCUUUCAUGAACAUAUUCGCCUCCUGCUGGGCCCUGCUCGCUGGCAGUUUGAUCAUUGCGCUGCCGGUCAUCCUCAUGAAGGUCCAGGAUACGGUACCGAUUGAGGAAGACCUAAAGUUCUCCGACGAGACUAUUGCGGACGUUGCUCCUCAACAGACGCUGAACCAGAAAUCGUGA